This is a messenger RNA of Gadus chalcogrammus (walleye pollock), 2256 nucleotides long. RefSeq names its product protein ENTREP3-like. Gene Ontology annotation, cellular component: membrane. The coding region runs from base 1 to 2256 and encodes 751 amino acids. NCBI's taxonomy places the organism in Eukaryota, Metazoa, Chordata, Actinopteri, Gadiformes, Gadidae. The record is from RefSeq and is a predicted model, not a curated record. The transcript is spliced from 14 exons.
AUGCCUUCCCCCUCGGACUCCAGCAGCGUGGCUUCGGCCUCGGGUUCCCGGGGAUGGUCAGACAGCCGGCGGGGCAUGUCGGGCAGGGGGCAGGGGGGGGCACGGCUCCUGCUGUACCUGGGCCUGUGCCACCUGGGCCUCGGGGCCAUGGUGCUGGCCUUCUCCUUCACCAGCAUGGCGUUCACGUCCUCAGCACGCGUGCGACAGUCCUGUCCCUUCUGGGCCGGCUUCUUUGUCGUGGCUUCGGGGGUCGUGGGAAUCAUCUCGUGGAGAAGACCCCUCACUCUGGUGGUAUCUUUGUUCAUGCUGCUGUCUGCAGUGUGUGUCAUCCUCAGUCUGGCUGGCUCCAUGCUCUCAUGUCAGAACGCACAGAUGGUCAAGUCCAUGCUCACCUGCCAGGUGGAGAAUGGCCUGUGUGUGUGCUGCGCACCGACCCACUCCUGCUCCAUCACCGAGGAGGACACCCUGGUGCUCUACCUGAACGCUGACUGCCACUCGGUCAGACACCAGCUCAAGGACCUGCUGUUCAGCGCGUGUGGGCUGAGCAUUCUCUCCACCAUCAUCUGCACCCUGUCCACCGUGACGUGCAGCAUCCACAUCUUCUCCCUGGACCUCGUGCACCUGCUUGCACCUCAUCGCACUCGCUCCGUCAACCCAGAAUGCACCACUCCCCAGGAUGCCUUCCUCACCAACAUCAUGGACUUUGAGGAGUUUGUCCCGCCCAUUCCCCCUCCCCCCUACUACCCCCCGGAGUACACCUGCAGCUCAGAAACAGACGCUCAGAGUAUCACCUAUAAUGGCUCAAUGGAGAGCCCCGUUCCUCUCUAUCCCACCGACUGUCCCCCGCCAUACGAAGCUGUGAUGGGACAGAGGGCGGCAAGCCAGGCAACAGUGUUCGACACCCAUGGCACUGAGCUGUCUGGGGAGAGAGUCACGUCCACUGCCUUCAGCGGAGAAGUGUCACUGGACAGUGGGUCUCUGCUGAUGUCGGAGAUCGUGGACAUCCCUGACGACUCCUCCCCCUCGGAGGACUCGUGUCUGAUGGAGAUUGGGAUGAGGAGCCAGGGGGGGAGGAGCUACAGCACCGGAGGUGAGGGGGGUCGGGGUGCGGGGGAGGCGUCAGAGUACGUCAGCUUCCGCGGGCCGCCGACUGUGACACCAGAGAGCCCUCUGGCGGGGGGGCCGCGGGCCAGGCGGUUCUUCAGGGGGGAGAGGUCCAACUCCUGCUCCUCCCCAAGUACAGCUACCCCCACGUAUAGGUCUCCGUUAUUGCGACGCCAGGCCAUUCUAGCCAGUAGUUGCUCACAGCUGGAAGUGCUAUCAGCCGCCAGCUCUAAACAGCACUCCUCCAUCCCAGAGAUCAGGCUGGGACCAUCCUCACAGUUGUCCCAAGGGUCUGCUUCAGUCUCCUCAGCUCUGCCCAACAAGUCCUCCAUCGCCCCUGGGGAGAGCCAGGUCCCGGGGGGGCUGGCUCUGCCCCUCCAGCACCUGUUCCUGCGACGGAGGGGUGGGAAGGGGAAGCAAGAUGCAGCGGCGGGCCGAGAGAGACUCAGCGAUGGGCUCCUGUCUCCCUUAGUCAGGUCUCAUAGUGACCCUGGUCUCAGCAGCUCCAACAGUACAGUUGACUUUAUCGGCUCCGAGGGCAGUAAGGAGGGCUCACAGAUGUCCACGGACAUAGGGCCGUCCUCUGAGGCCUUCCUUUUGGGACACCCUACUUCCCCCCCUGAAGGAACCCUGCCCAGCAAGGGCAGCCUAAAGGAGGCCGCCACAGGGUCCCCACUGCCCCCCAAAAAAACCACCUCACCGCUGCACUUACCUAAAGAUUACCACCGAUCCCUAGGAGACCUCAAGGUGACCCGUGUCCUGGUGGCUCGGUUUCUCCAGCGCUCCAGGAGGAACCUUGCGCCCUCUUCUGAUCAUACGUGCGGCCCAGGCAGCCAGGGGACCAAGAGGAGGGCUGGGGCGGAGGGCCCCCCGUCCACCCACCUCCCCCUGGAGCAGGUGAUAAGAAGCUCCUUUGGCUCCAGCCGAGGUUCUUCCAACCCCAACCCCCACAAUCCCCAUCACCGUGGACACAGCCAUUCCCACAGUGACAGCCGACACAACCGCCGCGACAGCAUCCAGGCCCCGGCGUCAAUGGGGAUCCACCUGCGGAGCUGCGGGGACCUGAGCUCCUCGUCCUCCCUGCGACGACUGGUCUCGCCUCAUGCACCGCACGGCUCGUCUGGAGCACUCUACUCAGAAUCUGCCCUGUGA